This is a messenger RNA of Cylindrotheca closterium, 1284 nucleotides long. Lineage: Eukaryota; Bacillariophyta; Bacillariophyceae; Bacillariales; Bacillariaceae. The record is from the annotation of a GenBank genome assembly.
AUGACAGCACAGCCAUCCACACAAAUUUUACACAGCUCUGACUUUACUACUUCCUUGAGGAAUAGCAUAAGCGACAGCCACGACUGCACGAAUACACGAAGUAGCAGCCAAUCAGUAACAACAAACGACAAAAACGAGAACGAGAACAACAGCAACAGCAACAGCAAUUGUUUCAACAGCGAAGACUUUCAACGCUUUCUGAACGAACAUCGAGACACUUUGGAGACUCCAGGAGCAACUGCAUCUUCAUCGUUAGACCAACUCUUCAAGACUUCAGAUUUCUUCAAGAGUCAUCAAUUUUCGGACCUUUUCAAGAGCCAACAAUCCUUUUCCCAAAUGUUUCAAUCCAAAGACUCUUUUGCGGAAUUAUUUCAAUCGCUGGACAGCGAUCAGAAGAAGGCGUUCUUUUCUAGUGAUGCAGACAAGAAGGACCCUCUGUCUCCACCGGUAUUUCCAGCAAUGGAUUCCAUGUCGAGGGUGAGCAGUUCAAAGCUGUUGCAAAGCAAGGAUUGGUUGAAUUUGGGAUCUCAUGUAGAUGUCAAUUACCAACAAUCCAAGCUCUUCCGAGACACUUCUUCCUCCUAUGGAAGUAUUGAUGCCAACGGUGAUGCUAUUGACAAUGACAAUGAUGAACCAAUGUUAAUACACGCACCAACACCAGCACAACCGCAGCAACCAACAGAAGAGGCAAGUUCCAAGCCCAAGACCGAUUGGGGAGAUGUCUUCUUUGCCCAACUACAGCCCAGCGCGGCUGUUCCUCCUUUGAAUACAUUGCCCUCUUCUGCUGCUCCAGUGGUCCCACCACCCAAGACACUACCACCAGUGCCCUUGCCCAAGAAGAAGCGACCUGCUGCUGCCAAAACUACCGCAGCAACUCGCAAACAACAACAGGGCAAGCGCUACAUUGCCAAUCCCACCGAGACGGAUAUUCUCAUGGGCCGCGGUGGUAAAUCCAAUCACCACCCCGGAAACAAGCGAUACCGAGAAGAGAUUCUCAACUUCAAAAAUACUUACUCCCAGUUGACUUGCAAAGAAGAGAAGACGGGCCUUAGUCGCCACGUGGUGGACUAUGUCCACAAGUACAAUGGACGCUUUUUGGCCUUGGACAAGACCAUCAAGCCAUCGCGGUGGUAUGAGAUUACCGAUGCGGUGGCUCGUCGAAAGGUCAGCCAGGCCUUGAGAGAAGAUGGAGAUCCAGUCAAGCGUCAAGAAAAGCGAGCUCGCUUUUUGGAACGCAAGCGUCAAAAUGAAGAAGAUGCCCGACGCAAGCGACAACUCUUGUAA